Cyprinus carpio (common carp) is the source of this 1382-nucleotide messenger RNA. RefSeq names its product hemopexin-like. The record is from RefSeq and is a predicted model, not a curated record. Lineage: Eukaryota; Metazoa; Chordata; Actinopteri; Cypriniformes; Cyprinidae.
AUACAAAUAAUCUAUGGCAAGGCUGUGCUCUCUAAUGAAAGUUUCCCUGAGUUGGAUGACCAUCAUCACCUGGGACAUGUGGACGCUGCAUUCCACAUGCACUCUGAAGACAGCCCAGAAAACCAUGACCACCAGUUCUUCUUCCUGGACAUCAAGGUCUUCAGUUACUACAAGCACAAGCUGGAGAAGGACUAUCCCAAGGAUAUCUCUGAAAUUUUCCCUGGAAUUCCUGACCAUUUGGAUGCUGCAGUGGAGUGUCCCAAGCCAGACUGUACCAAUGACACCAUAAUCUUUUUCAAAGGUGAUGAGAUCUACCACUUCGAUGUGAAGACCAAGAAGGUUGAUGAAGGUGAUGAAAAGGAAUUCAAAAGCAUGCCCAGUUGCACCGGAGCCUUCCGUUACAUGGAUCAUUAUUACUGCUUUCAUGGUCAUCAGUUCUCCAAGUUUGACCCAGUUACAGGAGAAGUCUGGGGCAAAUAUCCAAAGGAGACCCGUGAUUACUUCAUGAGAUGCCCAUAUUUUGGUAAGUGCAACAAUGAACAUGCAAGUCACAUUGAAAGAGAACAGUGCAGCCGUGUCCACUUGGAUGCUAUUACAUCUGAUGACGAUGGCAGCGUAUAUGCUUUCCGAGGGCACCACUUCCUCAGCACAACUGGUGAUAAGUUUCAUUCAGACACAAUUAAGUGUGCUUUCAAAGAGUUGCACAGUGAAGUUGAUGCAGUCUUCUCUUAUGAAGGUCAUCUCUACAUGAUCAAGAUUGACAAUGAGGUGUUUGUGUACAAAGUUGGAAAGCCACACACACACCUGGAAGGUUACCCAGAACUCCUGAAGGAUGUCCUGGGAAUUGAGGGUCCUGUAGAUGCUGCCUUUGCGUGCGCAGAACAUCACAUUGCUCAUGUCAUCAAAGGUCAAACAGUUUAUGAUGUUGACUUGAAAGCCACAUCACGUGUGCCUGUGAAGGAAGGAACCAUAACACACUUAAGAAAGGUUGAUACUGCAAUAUGUGGACCCAAGGGUGUGACGGUGAUCAGUAACUAUUACUACCAAUACGCGAGUCCCAUGAUUGUGAUGAUGGUCAAAAUGUUACCUGAACAGCACAGGGUGUCUCAGGAGCUGUUUGGCUGUGACCACUAGAGGGAGGCAUACAGAGAAGGAGAGGAGGAACUGCUGUGCAAGUGACCUAGUCUGUACAGACUGUGUCUCUUAAAAUAGCCACAGUAACUGCACUGACUAGGAUUUUCAAGCAGUAACAUAUCCACUUUCCUCUAACUUUUGUCAAACCUGAUCUCAAAAGAAAAUUCCUACCUCUGAAGUUCUGCUUGAAUAAUCUAUCCCAUCACAAACAUGUGAACAUAUACAAGCAAUCCUGGCUUUUGCUGCCA